Molecule: messenger RNA, 231 nt
Organism: Protopolystoma xenopodis
Lineage: Eukaryota; Metazoa; Platyhelminthes; Monogenea; Polystomatidea; Polystomatidae
Source: the annotation of a GenBank genome assembly
AUGUUGACGACUCCAAUUUCGGCGAGUCGAACGAACCCGGCGUACAUCGGCCCCGUGACUGGCUUGCCGGCCGACCUGUACAGUCGGACUCCCUAUCUGUCUCUCUCCAGCUCCCGCUCAUUCGCCUCAUUCGGCCUCUCUCCUCGCUGUACCAUCCACUCUACUCUCUCGCUCAAAGUCUCCCACGACAUACUCCUCCUCGCCUCACUCUAUCUACUCAUUUUCCAUUAA